AGCAGCCGCUGUCUGCUACCACCAGUUUACCCUUGUUUCAUCAGACAACAGUAGAGUUGUAGUUGCACUGAACGCAACUUCCCGUAAAAGCAAAAAGCUGGCCGGAAAACGAGAAUCUCGCCGGAAAAUUCAUGCUAAGUCGUUCGUCGGAAGCCAGAAACAUCUAGAAACUCGUCCAGAGAUAGAGUAGCUUAAAUUUCGAAUGGGUUAUAUUCAGUAUGGUAGACACAUUGGUAAGAUAUUGAGAUUUACAAGUGUAAGCAAUGUGGUUAGAAACUCCGCGAGAUCGCAGUUGGGGUGUGAAAGUACUGCAUUACCCUCCUGUUCUCGUUUUCAUGGCAAGAGUCUCUAUUCCACUACUUCUGGUCCCAGAACUACUUCUGAUGCCAGAACAGUGCAGGACCUUCUUGCUCAGGUGGAGAGGGAUAGGCAGAGAGAGAAGAAUGAGAGAAUAAGGGCUGGUUUAGACACUGCUGACAUUGAUGCCGAGACUGAGGAGGAUUACAUGGGUAUAAGUUCUCUAAUUGAAAAGCUUGAAAAGGAGAAGCUUAAGGAAACCACUGAGUUGAACCGAUAUGAAGAACCAACUGAUUCUGAUAGUGAUGAAGAAGAUGCUGAUGCUUAUCAGAAAAGGGUUGAUGAUUUUGAUAAGAAGUGCAAGAGGCAUGAAGAGAUGCUUCAGAAUUUUACUGAUGCUGACACGCUCGAUGAUGCUUUUAAAUGGAUGCAAAAAAUUGAUAAGUUCGAGGAUAGGCAUUUUAAGCUGCGUAUUGAAUAUAGGGUUAUUGGGGAACUCAUGAAUCGCCUCAAAGUAGCUACAGAGCAAAAGGAUAGGUUCAUUUUGCAGAACAAGCUUAACAGGGCUUUGAGAUUGGUGCAACGAAAGGAAGCUUAUGAUCCUGAUAACCCUGCCAAUUACGGUAUCAUUCAACAUGAACAGGUGGGGCCUAAUGUUGAUACUUUGCAACAAUCUGGCUUUGAAAAGGAGAAUAAACCUGCACAAGGAGAUGAAGAUGCUGCCGCUGCUGACAAUGACGACGAUGAAGAAGAGUUUGAUGACAUGAAAGAAAAAGACAACAUAAUAUUGGCCAAACUUGAUGUUAUUGACAAGAAACUUGAAGAGAAGCUAGCCGAACUUGAGUAUACAUUUGGAAGGAAGGGUAAAGCUCUAGAGGAAGAAAUCAGAGAUCUUGCAGAGGAGAGAAACGAGUUAACUGAGAAGAAAAGAAGACCUCUUUUCCGAAAGGGUUUUGAUGUAAAAUUGAUAGAUGUGAACCGAACAUGUAAAGUCACAAAGGGUGGACAAGUUGUUAAGUACACUGCUAUGUUAGCAUGUGGCAACUAUAAUGGUGUUGUUGGUUUUGCGAAAGCCAAAGGCCCUGCAGUGCCAGUUGCCCUCCAAAAGGCAUAUGAGAAAUGCUUUCAAAAUUUGCAUUAUGUAGAGCGACAUGAGGAACACACAAUUGCGCAUGCAGUACAAACAUCUUAUAAAAAGACCAAGGUUUAUCUCUGGCCUGCUUCCACGGCAACUGGCAUGAAAGCCGGCAGAAUAGUCCAAACCAUAUUGCAUUUAGCUGGUUUUAAGAAUGUCAAGUCGAAGGUUGUUGGUUCCAGAAAUCCUCAUAAUACAGUUAAGGCUGUUUUCAAAGCACUUAAUGCGAUUGAAACUCCAAGGGAUGUCCAAGAGAAGAUUGGCGCAACUGUAGUUCAGACGUAUUUGCUGUGAUGGACAUGAUGAUGUGCCGAGUUUAGUGCUUCUGGUUGUUUUCCAUUGAAUAUAUUUUUGUCUUUUUCAUGUCUACUUGCCAAAAAGAGUUGGUAGCAGUUUCUUAAAUGCAUUUACUUGUGAAACAUUAGGUAUGGAAUUUUGCCUGAACUGUACUUUUCAUUCACUAACGCAGAAAGAAGAAAUAAUUUAGGAACGUUCUCUUUGCUUUAUGUUUGAUCAAAUAAAGGUCAGUUUGUUUCAA
This is a messenger RNA of Trifolium pratense (red clover), 1970 nucleotides long. RefSeq lists its product as uncharacterized. The record is from RefSeq and is a predicted model, not a curated record. Gene Ontology annotation, cellular component: mitochondrial small ribosomal subunit; ribosome. The transcript is spliced from 8 exons. Gene Ontology annotation, biological process: translation. Gene Ontology annotation, molecular function: RNA binding; structural constituent of ribosome. NCBI's taxonomy places the organism in Eukaryota, Viridiplantae, Streptophyta, Magnoliopsida, Fabales, Fabaceae. Bases 203 to 1726 code for a protein of 507 amino acids.